AUGGCGGCGGGGCAGGUAAUGCCGGGCGUGCUGAAGGUCUUGAUAGAGGGCGCGCGCGACACCGACGUCGUCGCGCCCGGCGGCGCGGAGCAGCAGCACCCCUUCUACGUGCUCGAGUGCGGCAACCAGCGCAGCCGCUCCAAGCCGGCGCGGGGCGCGCACCCCGUAUGGAACGUGGCCCACAAGUUUGCGCUCGCGAAUGAGAUGAUGAUGCGGCUGACCCUCAAGGACGACGGGACAAAGGCGGUCAUAGGGGAGGCGCUCAUCGACCUCAGCAG
Molecule: messenger RNA, 278 nt
Organism: Monoraphidium neglectum
Lineage: Eukaryota; Viridiplantae; Chlorophyta; Chlorophyceae; Sphaeropleales; Selenastraceae
Exons: 1
Source: RefSeq, a predicted model, not a curated record